This is a messenger RNA of Purpureocillium lilacinum, 1095 nucleotides long. RefSeq lists its product as uncharacterized. The record is from RefSeq and is a predicted model, not a curated record. Gene Ontology annotation, cellular component: spliceosomal complex. NCBI's taxonomy places the organism in Eukaryota, Fungi, Ascomycota, Sordariomycetes, Hypocreales, Ophiocordycipitaceae. Gene Ontology annotation, biological process: mRNA splicing, via spliceosome.
AUGGGUGAACCAGAAAAGGGUCGCAUAGCCAUCAAGUUCGGCACAUCCUCCGCCUCCUCCUCCGCCCGACCGUCCCCGCGCCCGCGACCCGCGCCGGCAUCGAGCCUGGGCAAGCGGCCGCGCGCCCAUGCGCUCGGCGGCGCCUCCGACUCCGAGUCCGACGACGACGAGCACCGCCACCGCGGACGCCAUGAGGCCAUCACAGGGUUCGGCGCGCACGGUGCCGAGACGGAACGCGAGCGGAGGGCCAAGGAGGCCGCGAAGAAGGAGUUUGUCAUUGCGCGCCAACCUAACCGCGACUGGAGGGCGGAGAUGAAGGCGCAACGGAGUAGUAGACGGCCGCUGCCUGGCGAAGAGAGCAGGCGGCAGCAAAACGGAAGCCAACACGCUGAGACCGAGCCGGCGGACCAGGACAAGGAGAUCAAGUGGGGUUUGACCGUCAAGGAAAGGAAGGCGAGCGAAGAGGCGGACAAUGACGGGCAAGGAGACGAGAACGAACCGGAAACUUCAUCACAACAAGGCGACCAGGCACAGAAAGAACCAGUUCCCGAGCGGACACUCGACGACGAGGCCAUGGACGCUCUGCUCGGCCGCACCACCAAGCCGCAAAAGACCAUCAUCCACCCCGCGCCGUUGACCGAGGACGACGCCUACCGCCGCGACGCCGAGACCGCCGGCGCCGCAUCCACGCUCGAAGACUACGAAGCCAUGCCCGUGGAAGAGUUCGGCGCCGCGCUCCUCCGUGGCAUGGGAUGGAAGGGCGAGGAGCGCGCCCCCAAGCCCAAGGAGGUGCGCCGCCGCGCGAACCGCCUCGGCCUCGGCGCCAAGGAGCUCAAGGAGGACGAGGACCUCGGCGGCUGGAACCAGGGCGGCGUGCAGAAGAAGAAGCGGCCCCGGCUGGACGAGUACCGUCGCGAGGAGAGCCGCCGCAAGGAAGGCCGGCGGAAUCACGAGGACAGCUACAAGAGGGAGCGCGAGCGCGAGCGCGAGGGGCAUCGCGACGAUAGGGACAGACAUCGGGACUAUGACCGGCAUAGGGACCGGGACCACCACCACCACAGGCAUCGGGAUCACGACAGGGAGCGACGGCGUUGA